Molecule: messenger RNA, 207 nt
Organism: Heterobasidion irregulare TC 32-1
Lineage: Eukaryota; Fungi; Basidiomycota; Agaricomycetes; Russulales; Bondarzewiaceae
Exons: 3
Coding region: 1-207 (68 amino acids)
Source: RefSeq, a predicted model, not a curated record
AUGGCCGAUUUGACCAAGGUCCAAUUUACAGCACCAAGUGACGUAGCAUCACCGCUUCAUCACCCCACACACGUACACAGUGUGCACUACUGCGCAUCUUCAUAUAUCCGCCGGCCUUUCAAGUCCAGCAAAGUGAUCAAGAUGAUCAGGAAAUAUCGAGACUGUUGCGAAAAUAAACAAAUGCAGGACAUUGAUUUGUGCUCUUAG